This is a messenger RNA of Peromyscus californicus insignis, 4018 nucleotides long. RefSeq names its product PHD finger protein 19 (gene Phf19). The record is from RefSeq and is a predicted model, not a curated record. Bases 876 to 1991 code for a protein of 371 amino acids. Gene Ontology annotation, biological process: chromatin organization; regulation of DNA-templated transcription. The transcript is spliced from 10 exons. Gene Ontology annotation, molecular function: DNA binding; chromatin binding. Gene Ontology annotation, cellular component: nucleus. NCBI's taxonomy places the organism in Eukaryota, Metazoa, Chordata, Mammalia, Rodentia, Cricetidae.
CAGUGGCCAGGUCUUAGGGAGACGGGCCUGGAGUGACAGUCGCGGGGGCGGGGCCUAGGUGUCAGGCCGUGGAGGCGGGAUCUGGAGGGACGGAUCCACGAUGUCAUUUUAGGGAGAGCAGAUUCUAAUGUUGGCUGUGUCACUCUGUAGGGAUGGGGCUUCGGGAGAGAGUGGUCGGUAGGGAACAGGCUUCGAGGGGCGGUCCAGCGGGUCGGAUGGCAGCGAUAAGCCAAGUCCGGACCAAGGGGAGCCAAGAGAGUCACCUAGGGGCCUUAAGGGGUGGGCCCUGGAAGUAACCUGAGUGAGAACCUGUCCAGACGGUAGUGGAGAGUAGAAGGCAAAGUGCUUUUCUUGGAGCCACCUGAGAAAGGAACAAGGACCUUAAAGGGGGGAAAAAUGGCUUAAAAAAAAAGUAGCUAAGAGUCUAGGCCUGACAGAGAUGUCCAUAACUGCGGGGUGUUUACCCACCAACCCCACAGUUCCGCAGUUUUCUUGAGUGCGAGCAGCAGGAAAUAUUAGAAGGAUUUAGAUUGUGGAGAUGAACAGAUAGAAAAUAAAGGAUAGCCUCCAGAGGACCUGGAACCUAUUCCAAUGGGCCCUGACUGUCUCUGCCCCAGGGUAUUUAUAGAGACACCAAGGGGUGGAGCAAAAGACCUUCUCCCCCAGCACAGCCAAGUGCAGACCAUCUCAGACACCUGCACUCAGGCCCGUGGUCCUAAUCAUCCUCUAUGCGGACCUGCUGGGUAAAGCCAUAAGGAACCUGAAAACGGGCUCCCACACAUAACCUGUCACAGCACCAUGCCAGCUGUGCCUUCCUCGAUUCUCAAUUUGCUGGUGUUUCCUUGUGUGAUUGUGAGCACAGGUGGUACCUGCGGAUGCUGCAGUGUUACCGGUGUAGGCAGUGGUUCCAUGAGGCUUGCACACAGUGCCUCAGUGAGCCUAUGGUGUUUGGAGACCGGUUCUACCUGUUCUUCUGCUCCGUGUGUAACCAAGGCCCAGAGUAUAUCGAGAGGCUGCCCCUGCGCUGGGUGGACAUAGUUCACCUGGCCCUCUAUAACCUGGGAGUACAGAGCAAGAAGAAGUACUUUGACUUUGAGGAGAUUCUGUCCUUUGUCAAUCAGCACUGGGAGCUCCUGCAGCUUGGCAAGCUCAGCAGCACCCCUGUGACAGAUCGAGGACCGCUUCUCCUCAAUGCUCUCAACAGUUACAAAAGCCGGUUCCUGUGUGGCAAGGAGAUUAAGAAGAAGAAGUGCAUCUUCCGGCUGCGCGUCCGCGUCCCACCCACCCCUCCAGGAAAGCUGCUCCCCGAUAGGGGGCUGAUGCCAAGUGAGAGAGGGUCCUCUGAGCUGCUUCGUAAGAGAGGAAAGAGCAAGCCCGGCUUGUCGCCCCAUGAAUCCCAGCAGCAGAAAAGGCGAGUUUAUAGAAGAAAGAGAGCAAAGUUUUUGCUGGAAGAUGCUAUUCCCAGUAGUGACUUCACCUCAGCCUGGAGCACCAACCACCACCUGGCCAGUAUAUUUGACCUCACCCUGGAUGAAAUGCAGAGUUUAAAGAGUGCCGGCUCAGGCCAGAUCCUCUUCUCAGAUGUGGACUCCACCGACGCUGCCAGCACCUCCGGCUCGGCCUCCACCAGCCUCUCCUAUGACUCCAGAUGGACAGUAGGCAGCCGCAAGAGGAAGUUGGCAGUCAAGACGUACAUGCCCCUGAGGGCAAAGCGUCAGGCAGCUGACCUGGAUGGACGCUGCCCCUCAGACAGUAGUGCGGAGGGAGCUCUGGGCCCAGAGCAGCCAGACAAAGGCAUUGACAGCCACACGUUGGAAAGCAUCAGUGAAGACGACUCCUCCUUGUCCCACCUCAAGUCAUCUAUCACCAACUACUUCGGCGCAGCUGGGAGGCUGGCCUGUGGGGAGAAGUAUCAAGUGCUGGCUCGGAGGGUCACACCAGAGGGCAAGGUUCAGUACCUGUUGGAAUGGGAAGGGACUACCCCUUACUGAUUACCCCUCAGGGGCUGCCUAGAUCCCUAGAAACCAAAGGAGGGACAGAAGAAGCCACCAGCUCCCUGUUUUCUCCAGGCUGGGUGGUGGAGGGCAGCAGGACAGAAACAGAGCCAUAAGGGCCUAGCUGUAGCCCCCGCAUGCUGCCCGCCAGGCCAAGGCCUGGGUGCUGCUGUCCCGGUUGCCUGUGUCUCUAAGAGCCCGCUGACUCUUCUCAUUGUCUGUACACUCCAUACCCCUCAAACUGUUUAUUGGUUCCUCUGGUUCCAAGGAACCCUGGCUGUGACCCUUCAUGGUCCUGAGGCCUGACCUGUUUUUCACGAUCCCCAACUCGCCACCCUUUACCUCACCCCUUUUGGGUGUUUGGUGUGGUCAGACAUCUUCCAUGUGCACGUGUGCAUCUGCCCCUCACUGGAUAGCCUUCACUGGGUUGUCACUGGGACCACACUGAGAGAAGGGAAGUCCUGAGGUCUUCCACUUUCUCACCAGUACCCCUAACGCCAGGAAGGUUGGGAGGGUAUCUGAGAGCGUUUAGAGUGCCUGGGACCCAGAGCCUGGGGAGUGAUGAGCUGGGUCUCUGCUGAAGGGACCAGCAGCAGGGUCCUUUAUUGAGGCUCAGAGGGGAGACUAUAGGAGUCAGCUCUUAGGGUCCCAGUAAUACUCCUUCACUGUUAUGGAGUGGAGCCUGGCCUUGCUGCAUAGAGGUGUUCUUAGAUCUCAGAGGAAAUGAUGGGAGCCAAGCCAGGUUGGAUUAAAUCCCAGACUCAUCACACAGUCCAACACCACACCACUGUGCGCAUAGACACACACAGUCACACAUCCCCAUUACCUCCAGACACUCUGGCUCCUGUCCUUGGCCUCUUCUAGGGAUACAUGCUGCAAUUAAAUGUGAAAACCAAACUCCUGCCCCCUCUGACCUGUAAACCAGCCUUGACCCCACAAAGAAGCACAAAAGAUUCCCCUCUCCUACAUAGCACCUGCCUCGCCCUGGAACUGACAAUCACUUUGGGGACAGGCUGGGUUUUUUCAAGGGCCUGAAUCAUUCGUUCCCUUCAGAAAGGAAGCCUUUGUCAUUGAUGGUAUAAGCAGAAUUCUUAGAAGGGACAAACAUCCCCAUCUGGAGGGAAACCAAAAUUAGGAGGUGGGCAAGGAGCCCUUAUUUUGCCUGCAGAAAUAUUAGAAACUGACUCACUUGGUUGGAAAGUGGAAAGAAGUGCCUUUGGGCUGGGAGGCGGGGGGCACCAGAUUGGGACCAGCCUCACUAACUGCUGCUGUGGCUUCCAGCUGGGCAGGGUUCUGCAGACUGCCAGCUGGAAGGUGAAGAUGAACAGUAUGGGGACAUCAGACCUCUAUCAGAGGGGCUGAUAUUUCCACGACUAGGCCUGACCCCGCCACACCUGCCUGUGAGCAUUCAGGGCGUCCCAGAAGUAAGGUUAGAUGGCCCUUGCCUUAAGUCCGCAAGUGUAGUGCCUUGCAAAGGGACAUCGCCUCUCACUGUGGACACAGCCACCCAUUUCCCUCUGCUUCCCUGUCUUGUCUGAGGCAAGGAUGAGCAGAUGGGCACUGGUCCCAGUUCUCAGUCUCACAGCUGCUGUCACUGAGGUCCCCAAGUGGGGCCAGGUAGAAGAGUUGUGAAGCCAACUCCCAAGCCAGCAGGAGUGUGGGAACUGGGCUCAGACUUGUGGCUUCCGGUUGGCUUCAGUGAGCAUGCCAACCUCCAACAUCUGCUUUCUAGGCUGCUGGGAAAGCCAGAGAGCAAGAUUGGCCAUUGUAUAUCUGCCCUUCCCUGCUGGGCCUGAGGAGCACGCAGGGGGAGUGGGGUGCUUGUCCCAUUGGGAAAGCGAGCACAAGGCCGACCAGGUCACCCGACUCCUCACACCAGCAUUUCCCUCCCACAAGAUAAUGGCUGCAUUACUGCCAACUGACAGUAUAACCCUGUGCACCUUUGAAAAGAUUUUGGUUUUGAAUUGCUGCUUUUAAUAAUAUUUGUUAUAUUAAAGUUAUAAUUGUGUCUGGUUUAUAGUGUA